UGCCGGAAGGAGAGCGAUCCAGUCGGUGGGGGAGUGAUCCUUCCGGUAGGAGAGCGAUUCUACCGAUAGGAGAGUGAUGUGAUCCUGUCGGAGAGUGUGUGCCCAGGAGUGGUGGUGGGGAGAGCGGCAGGGGUCAGUUCCCCAGCGAGAGGCAGCCCUGGAGCAGCGCAGUCUGGGGUGAGCUCGGGCAGCAGCGUCUGCAGCAGCUCCGCGACUUCACUCAGACGUCAGGGGUUAGCGGUGCAGUGAUCGAACCUCAGGACAGACACUGUGUGACCUUCCUGGAUACAAUAUUACACCGUCUUUCCUGGAUACCGCAAAUUCCGACAGGAUGAGCGCUGCUCUGCUCCAGGAACAGUCAGCGGUCAGUUUUGGCUCCCUAACUGUGACAGAAACAGACGAUGCUGGAGACGACGGGUUCAGCAUGCAAGUCAUCACAUGGAAUGUUGGUACUGCGGUUCCACCCGAUGAUGUUUCUUCACUUUUGGGUCUGAAUUCAGUUGAUGCAAGAAUUGAUAUGUAUGUCAUUGGUUUGCAGGAAGUGAAUUCAAUGAUAAAUAAAAGACUGAAGGAUGCCAUCUUCACUGACCAAUGGAGUGAGCUCUUCAUGGACACACUUAGUCCCUUUGGUUAUGUGCUGGUAACCUCGGAGAGAAUGCAGGGGCAGCUGCUUCUAGUGUUUGCUAAGUACUAUCUCCUUCCAAAUCUCCAGGACAUCCAAACCGACUGCACCAGAACUGGCCUGGGUGGAUACUGGGGGAACAAAGGAGGAGUCAGCGCCAGGCUGUCUCUAUGCGGUCACAUGAUUUGUUUCCUCAACUGUCAUUUGCCAGCUCAUAUGGAGAACUCCGAACAGAGAAUGGACAACUUUGAGAGUAUCCUCCAGCUGCAGCAGUUCAAUGGCCCUGCUGCCAAUGGAGUCCUUGACCAUGACGUUGUCUUCUGGUUUGGGGACCUGAAUUUUCGAAUCGAACAAUAUGACAUCCGUUUUGUGAAAAGUGCCAUUGAGAAGAACAAAUUGGGCAUUCUGUGGGAGAAGGACCAGUUGAACAUUGCAAAGGCAAUUGAGCCAGCACUGAAUGGAUUUCAGGAAGGGCCUCUCAACUUUAGGCCAACGUACAAAUAUGAUGUGGGCACAAACACAUUUGACACCAGUUCGAAGAAACGCAAACCUGCCUGGACAGAUCGGAUUCUCUGGAGGGUGAAAAUGUCCGACUGCUACGACCUAUCACCAAAUCUCAGGAGGAGCAAAUCCCCAGAUGGCAAAUCCAGUCACAUUCAAGUGCUCCAGCAUGUUUACCGUAGUCAUAUGGAGUACCUCAUCAGCGACCACAAACCCGUCACCGCCAUCUUUUCCCUGAAGUUUUCCCAUAAAAUGCAGACCCCAUUGAUUCAGCUCCAGGUGGAAGAUGAAUGGAACAAGCCUUCAGAUGCUGUGGUUAGAUACAGGAUGGCAAGCUCCUUCGCCAAGAGCUCAUGGGAUUGGCUCGGUUUGUACCGGGUUGGGUUUAAACAUCAUAAGGACUAUGUAACCUAUAUCUGGGCAAAGCAUGAUGAAACUGAUGCCACGAAGCAAUGCUAUCAGGUCAUGUUCAGUGAGGAAUCCCUGCCAAAGGGCACUGGGGAGUACAUCCUAUGCUACUACAGCAACAAUUUCAACACCAUUGUGGGAGUGACUGAACCCUUCCAGAUUAUUCUGCCCUCCUCAAGUUCUGACACCAGCAAGUCUGACAGCUCUGAUUCCAGCUCAGAUGGAGAGGAGAUGAGUACCCUGAAGCUGAUCCGCCCCAAAUCUCGCAGCCCCAGCCCCGGCAAAAUGAAGAAGGGGAGCAGCCGGAGCCGCAGUCGGAGUAAGAGCCCAGUUGCUCCAAUAACACGGUCCCUACAGGGGCUCAAUCUCAGGGUAGGCUCCAAGCACAAAAGCAAAAGCCGCAGCCCCUCACCCAGAGGGGCUCAGGUGUCCAUUUCCGGCCAACCCAAAUUGUCAGGGGGCAAACCCACUGCAGGAAACAGCCAGAACUCAGCAAGCAACCUGCGGGACAGACUUUCACCUUCAGCUACGUUCAAAGACCCAGCAUCUUGGGAGAAAGAGCAGGCUUUUCUUGGCACAGGCUCUGCUACGAUGGGGGGACCCAGCAGUCAGGUUCAGGAACUCCCUGUGCAGCAAAGGGACAGCGCUCAACAUCCACAACUGUCUCCGAAACUCUCCCAGCAUCAUGGUCAGGAUGGAGCCGUCACUUUAAAGUUAAAUAAAGCAAAUCAACUCUCCACCGGCAGGUCAUCUCAAAGUGUUCAAGUCCCUGGGUCAGAGUCACGGCCACCAAUAUGGCAGUAGGAAGAGUGGAGCAGCAUUUUCAGAGAGAAGAAACUGGCCACUGGACAAGGCAAAGUAACAAGGAAUCAAAGGUCUCAUGUUGACGCAAGGAGCCAACAAAGCACAGAGAGACUGGAGAGACUGUAAUUGUUACAUGUAAUUGGAAGAUGUGUGGGACAAUCAGCCUGCAUUCUGAUUUUUAAUGUGAUAUGAGUUACCCCAAGAGGCUGGAUGACUUUUAGAGCCUCUGGAAUUGAUGAGUGGAUGCAAUCAUGAUGUAAUUAUUUAAUUAGUUACUUAGUUCACUCUAACUAAUGUCAUUACCAUCCCACUGUGUGAGUGAGAUUCAGAGCACACACUCCAGCAAACUUGCUCCUCAUCUUCAUUAUUCUCUUCUGUUGCUUAUCAAUCUUGCCCUCUUUCAGUGUCUCUCCUUUUUAUGCUUUCCUUUCAGAGUGAGUGACUCUGUGGCUGUUCUUGUUUCACCUGCUGCCUUCUCACGCCUGUCUCUCUUUUUAAAUGUCACUUUCUCAGUAUUUGCUUCAUUGUUCUGAUGCAGAGUGAUUCUUAGCUUUUGUGCAUUCAUGGGAAAAUCACACUCUUGAGCUGCAUGAGUGGAAAGUAGGAAUAGAACUUUAUAUCCUUUAAUCUCCAUUCCCUCCCAGCCUGGAUGUCUGUUGGGAGUGUGAGAUUAAAGAAUCACUUCAAAACGAUAUUUCCCGAAUGUUUAUUAAUACUCUGUCAUUGUCCAUCUCUCUCUAUUUCCUGAAGUUUACUGAUACAGUGUGUGCCAAUUUAUUCAUCCCGGAACACAGCAUGUGUGGAACUGUACAUCACACUUUGCUGCAGAAAAUGGGUCCAGGGUGUUUUGACUCUCAAACUGCUGCCAGUUCACCUCUUGCUGUAUGGAAAAGAUGUGAGGAAUGUUGCUUCUGGAAAACAGUAUGCCUCUUGGCUGCCAAGCAGCACCUGGAAAAUUAUCAGGAAUGUUUCAUACAGAGUGCAUCUUGAGCCCUUAUUACCCAUCAGUGCUGGAAUAAAGCUACCAGCAUUCCUAGCCUAUAUUGGCAGGUGACCAGCUUUCUACUCAAGUAUUCAAAGAACCACUGCUCUGUCCAUCUGGCUUUUGGUGACUUACCCUGGAACCAGUCUGUAGGAUGUGGGUAUGGAGUCUAGCACUGAGUCACCUGAUUGACACACUCCCUCUAAGGAAGGUGAUGGUUCUGGGCCUUUGUUCUAAACUUCCCCAGUAGUUGAUAAUCAAAAUUCAUCUCAUACUGAUGUAGAAGUAUAGAUCUGUGAACACAAGUGAACAUUAGACUUGGCUAAAUGUGAAAAAAAAAUAAAAUUAAGUUAUACUUUUGGAUGUAUAUAAUUACAUAAGCUUCUUGUAUAAGAUAUUUUAAUUUAUUUACCUUCUACCUCCAACUCUGGUCAAUUCUUCCCUUGCCCAAAUACACCGGACUUAACUGGUGCACAAUUCUACAGACGUUGAAUGUUCUGCUGGCUGUGGCUCACCUAUAAGGUUAGUCAGUAGUAGUGAAAAUAUUAAUCAUGGUAAACACUUCAGUAAAAUCACGGACCUUUCAGUGUAGACAAGAACUCCAGAAAAAACAGGAACUCUUCAGUAAGGAUGAAGAUUCUUCAUUUACAAUGUGGAUCUUCAGUAGAAAUUAGGACACUUAAGUAUAGGUGAAGAUAGCUUCAGAAGCAAGGAGGACUGUUUAAUGUAGUUGAAAGCUCUUUCAUAUUAGACCAGAUUUAUUUAGUAUAAGACAUUUUUGAGUGUUGCAGCAGUACCACAAGACCAUAAGAAAUAGGACCAGGAGUAGAACAUUGGGCCCUCCUGGGUCUGCUCCAACAUUCAAUAAGAUCCUGGCUGAUUCAACACUCCUCACGUCCACUUUCCUGCCUUUUCCCCAUAACUACUGAUUCUCCUGUUGAUCAAGAAUCUAUCUCAGCUUAAAAAAUACACAUAUACUACAGUAGCAAUCCAAAGGCCUUACUAAGCUAAUGCUAAGAGUUUGAAUGCAACACAGCAGCUAAGAAUUUAACUUUUUUUUAUAAAAAACAUAGUACGGUGACCAUAAAAGUACUGGAUUGCUAUUUUUAAAAAUCUGGCCUAUUAUUCAACACCAGGUUAUAGUACAACAGGUUUAAUUGGAAGUACACUAGCUUCUGAAAGCAAGUGUGCUUCCAAUUAAACCUGUUGGACUAUAACCUGGUGUUGUGUGAUUUUUAACUUUGUACACCCCAGUCCAACACCGGCAUCUCCAAAUCAUUGCCUAUUAUUGUUCUUUAGAGAAAGAAAUCUGCUCACCUAACCCAGUCUAUCACAACUUAACUGCGAUCUGAAAUGGCCUAGGAAGCCACUGACUUUCAUCAAAAAUAGUACAAAGUCACCAUAAGAACAGCAGCAGUUAAGUGGUUUGUCACAACCUUCUAAAGAACAAAUAAAAAUCUGUCGUUAAUACCAGCGACAUGUACAUCCUGGAAAAAAAACCUUUUAAAAAAUCACCUGAUGAGAGCCACCUGAUGAAGGACAGUGCUCCAAAAGCUAGUGCUUCCAAUUAAACCAGUUGAACUAUAAUCUGGUGUUGUGUGAUUUUUUAACUUUGUACACCCCCAGUCCAACACUGGCAUCUCCAAAUCUUAAAAAUCUUCAGUAUGGUCGAAGACUCCUAAUAUACAACAUGGAAUCUUAGUAAAUCCAAGCACACUUCUAAAUUGAUGAAACAUUUUCAGUAUAGGCAUGCAAUUUUUUUACAAAAACCACAACUCUUCAGCAUAGCUGUGGAGUUUUCAGUAUGAACCAAGAUUCUCCUCCAUAGAUAUGCACUCUAUAAUAGGACUAUCUAAAAGAUGGACCUUUUAAUACAGAUCAGAACUCUUUGGUGGAGAUGAAGAAUCUCCAGUAAACAGAUAUGCAUCAAUACAGAUAAAUGUUUGGUGGAGGUAAGGUUUCUUCAGUAUAAGACAAGGAAUCUUCAGUAAAAUAUGCUAAUUAUUCUAUAUAGACAAGGACUAAUCAAUAUAAGAACCUUUUUAGUUUAGGCCUGGAAUCUUCAUUAAAAUGUCAAUUCCUCAAAACAGACAAAACUUUUUUUUUAUAUUGGACUCUGCAGUAUAAGGACUCUUCAGUGUAAGGUCCCUUCAUUGCAGAUGAGACUCUUCAAUAUUAGAUAAGGAUUGUGCAGUGUGCAUGUGGACUGCAGUGUAAACAUAUCACAUUUCAACGUAAACGAGGCAAAGGGAUUAGGAAUAGCAGAGUCAAUGGGAACUUGGGAAAGAACAGCACUGAAAGAUCGGGGCGAAAUAAAGUGACGUUGAAUUUUCAGUUGCUGAUCCCUAUCCUUACUAAAUGUAGUAUUCCAGCAGUCAUUUCACAAUUUACAAAAACACUUUCAGUUUGUGGGAAUUGGUUAUGAGUUCUGUCUAUGUAGUUUAGCCAGAGUCAAACUUUACAACCAGAAAUGUUUCAGUAGGAUUUCAGGUUAGGAUAGAAGUAAAAAUACAGCUCAAGGCUUCUUCACUUUUAGUAAAAUUUUUGUCGUGCACUGAAGUAUUCUGCAGGUUAAAUAUGAGUAAAAAAUGAGGUCUGCAGAUGCUGGAGAUCACAGCUGCAAAUGUGUUAAAUGAGACAAUCUUAACAUUUACGGCAUUCGUUUUUUUUACGGCAGGAUUCGGAAUGAACUCAAGCACAAUCUGAACUGGAGGCAUUAGCUGGCUGCAAUUGAUGUGUGCGCGUGUGUGUAAUGUGUGUGAAAUUCCUGACUUCCAUAAUUGUAAGACAUGACAUGCUCUGUAUAUGGAUAAAAACUUUCACCGCGGUUGAGCAAUGAUGCACAAUAAACAAAAAUUGUGUGUAA
Molecule: messenger RNA, 6183 nt
Organism: Hemiscyllium ocellatum (epaulette shark)
Lineage: Eukaryota; Metazoa; Chordata; Chondrichthyes; Orectolobiformes; Hemiscylliidae
Gene: inpp5jb
Product: inositol polyphosphate-5-phosphatase Jb
Exons: 13
Coding region: 332-2335 (667 amino acids)
Biological process (GO): negative regulation of peptidyl-serine phosphorylation; phosphatidylinositol dephosphorylation
Cellular component (GO): cytoplasm; plasma membrane; ruffle
Molecular function (GO): phosphatidylinositol-4,5-bisphosphate 5-phosphatase activity; phosphatidylinositol-3,4,5-trisphosphate 5-phosphatase activity
Source: RefSeq, a predicted model, not a curated record